CCGGUGCGCGGCGCGGAGAGCAGCCGGCGGCCGGCGGCGGGGAGCGCAGCCCUGCGCCCGGGGAGGCAGCGGCUCCGGCGCCGCGGUCCCUCGCGGAGGCGGAGAGGAUGAGGAUGGCUUCUGGCUUUUUUUUUUGCGUCCUCGCGACGAUUUCCAUAGUAACCUGAUCGAGCGGUGCAAUUUCGGAAACUGGGGUGGCUUUAUUAUUAUUAUCUUUUUUUCCCCCCUAUUUUUUCCCCGCUUCUCCCCCCAGCUCCCCGAGGAGUGCCAGCCGGCAGGUCCACAGUCACGAUGUAAUCUCCUGUAAAAUGGAAACCUAUGAAGAAAGAUACAGAUAGCAGUUGGAAUUAAAAGUAGUGGACAAAUAUUUCUCUUCUUAAGCAUCAACUUUUUAAAACGCUAUGGUGAUUUGGAAAGUCCCAAGAGUGAACUGCAAAGUUUUCCUCAGCUCAGUCGAUGGGUUUCUUAGUCAUUUCUCCAAGUCAUUGAUGUUCAGAGAUGGUGUGUGAUGGAAAAAAAGCACCAUGUCUCUGUGUUCAUAGCUCCUGUUUUUUGGAUUAGUUUGCUGCAUUGCUGAAUCGAUUUCAUUUUGAAGGGCAAGGAGUGAAUGUGAUGGAUUUAUCUUCAGAGAUGAACAAACAUGGAAGGAAUCCAAUAAGUCACAAACUAGAAGAUCAAAAGAAGAUUUACACUGACUGGGCUAACCACUACCUAGCAAAAUCUGGCCACAAGCGGUUGAUCAAGGAUUUGCAACAGGACAUUGCAGAUGGAGUUCUGCUAGCAGAAAUCAUCCAGAUUAUCGCAAAUGAAAAGGUUGAAGAUAUCAAUGGCUGUCCCCGGAGCCACUCUCAAAUGAUUGAGAAUGUUGAUGUCUGCCUUAGCUUUCUGGCAGCCAGAGGCGUAAAUGUCCAAGGUCUUUCUGCAGAAGAAAUACGGAAUGGAAAUUUGAAAGCCAUUUUAGGGCUGUUUUUCAGUUUGUCUCGGUACAAACAGCAGCAACAUCAUCAGCAACAGUACUACCAGUCUUUGGUGGAGCUACAACAGCAAGUCCCUUCAACUUCACCUGAAAUCAGCCAGUCCAAAACACACCAAGAUAUGCAGUCAAGUCUCACAACCAGAUAUGCAACUCAGUCUAAUCACAGUGGAAUUGCAACCAGUCAAAAAAAGGCUUCUAGGCUUCCAGGACCCUCACGAGUGCCAGCUGCAGGCAGCAGUACCAAAGUCCAGGGAGCUUCCAAUUUAAAUCGGAGAAGUCAGAGCUUUAACAGCAUUGACAAAAACAAGCCCCCACAAUAUGCAAAUGGAAAUGAAAAAGCAGAUUCACCAAAAGGCCCUCACCCAUCUGCAGGCAUGAAUGGAAAUGUGCAGCAUCCCACCAGCACUGGGCAGCAGCAGGUCUCUGCCAUACCCUCUCCAAGUGCCAGCAAGCCUUGGCGCAGCAAAUCCAUGAAUGUCAAACACAGCGCGACCUCUACCAUGCUGUCUGUGAAGCAGCCUAGUCCCGCAACCUCCCCUACUCCAACUUCAGACAGGCUCAAGCCACCACCUUCUGAAGGUGUGAAGCCCCCUUCGUCUGGACAAAAAUCUAUGCUGGAAAAAUUCAAGCUGGUUAAUGCUAGGACUGCUCUGAGACCUCCUUUGUCACUGAGCUCAGGACCCAGUGACAGUGGGAGAGAGGAUGAUACCUUUUCAGAGUGUGGUGAAACCGAUGUCUUAAGUGGUGGGGUGAACAGCGGCGGCUCGACAAGUAGCAGUCCUAAAGUAUCACCGAAGUUAACCCCUCCGAAAGCUGGCAGCAAAAAUCUCAGCAAUAAAAAGUCUUUGCUACAGCCAAAGGACAAAGAGGAAAAGAACAGGGACAAAAACAAAGUUUGCACUGAGAAAGCAGUCAAGGAAGAGAAGGAUCAGGUUAUUGAAACAUCUACGAAGAAGAGCUCAAAAAUUGCAAGCUUAAUCCCAAAAGGAAGCAAGGCAACAGCAGCCAAGAAGGAAAGUUUAAUAUUAUCUUCUAGUGGGAUCCCAAAACCUGGAUCAAAGGUGCCAACAGCAAAGCAGAGCACUUCCUCCACAUGCACGGGAAGUAAGGAGGUUGAAAAACUGAGGACUACAAAAGGAAACCAGUCCCAGUCAACAGCAAAAUCUCAGCUUAGCGAGAAGGCUUCUCCUUCCUCUGGUCUUGCUUCUUCUGAAGGGAAGGAGCCAAGUGCAGGAUCCUCUGCAGCUCUGUCAGCCUCGAUGGCUGCAAGUAGUGGUCAAGGCACAGGAAAUGGUGUUGUCCAGCUUCCUCAGCAACAGCAAUACAGCCACCCCAACACUGCCACAGUAGCUCCAUUCAUUUAUAGAACUCUCUCAGAAAAUGACAGUACCUCUUUACCAACUGCUGACUCCUGCACCAGUCCUACCAAAAUGGAUUUGUCGUUUAGUAAGACUGCCAAACAGUGCCUAGAGGAGAUAUCUGGGGAAGACCCUGAAGCAAGAAGAAUGAGAACUGUAAAGAAUAUAGCAGACCUGAGACAGAAUUUGGAAGAAACCAUGUCCAGUCUUAGAGGAACCCAAAUAAGCCACAGCACAUUGGAGACAACUUUUGACAGCACUGUGACAACUGAAGUGAACGGUAGAAGCAUACCAAGCUUGUCAAACCGAUCAGCCCCAGUGACUUGGAGGCUGGGGCAGGCCAGUCCUCGGCUGCAGGCAGGAGAUGCCCCGUCCUUGGGCGCUGGUUAUCCUCGCAGCAGUGCAAGUCGCUUCAUACACACAGACCCUUCUCGAUUCAUGUACACCACUCCGCUCCGCCGAGCAGCUGUUUCUCGCCUCGGAAAUAUCUCACAGAUCGACAUGAGUGAGAAAGGAAGUGGUGAUUUGGACAUAUCCUCUGAAGCUGAUGUUGGUGGCUAUAUGAGUGAUGGAGACAUUCUUGGGAAAAGCCUGAGGACUGAUGACAUCAACAGUGGGUACAUGACGGAUGGAGGACUCAACUUAUAUACGAGAAGUCUGAACCGAAUACCAGACCUAGCUGCCUCUCGAGACGUCAUUCAGAGAGGGGUUCAUGAUGUGACUGUGGAUGCAGACAGCUGGGAUGACAGCAGCUCAGUUAGUAGUGGCCUCAGUGACACUCUUGACAACCUCAGCACGGAUGAUUUGAAUACGACCUCAUCUGUCAGCUCUUAUUCCAAUAUAACAGCCUCUUCAAGGAAGAACACUCAUGCCCAGCUGAAGACGGACUCAGAGAAGCGCUCAGUUACAGACAGCGAAACUUGGGGCAGCACUGAAGAACUGAAGAAACCAGAGGAAGACUUUGACAGCAGUGUAGACAGCAGUGGCAAGUGGAAAGGCCUUCCCUCAGGGCUGUCUGAAGAGUCAGAGAAGGGGGGGCAGAAAGCAUCUGUCUCUAUAUCACAGACUGGAUCUUGGAGAAGAGGUAUGACUGCACAAGUAGGAACAGCUCAGUCCAGGCACAAAGCAGGAACAAGCGCGCUCAAGACCCCAGGAAAAACCGAUGAUGCAAAAGCUUCAGAAAAAGUGAAAACUCCCCUGAAAGGAGCCUCCAUACAGCGCUCUCCAUCGGAUGCAGGAAAAAGCAGUGGCGAUGAAGGAAAAAAGCCUCCCUCUGGCAUUGGGAGAUCAACUGCUACAGGGUCAUUUGGAUUUAAGAAGUCUGGGUUGGGAUCUUCUACCAUAAUCACUGCAAGUGGAGCGACCAUCACAAGCGGGUCAGCAACUCUAGGAAAAAUGCCAAAAUCUUCAGCCAUCAGUGGGAAGUCCAACGCAGGGAGGAAAACGAGCUUAGAUGGUUCCCAAAACCAGGAUGAUGGCAUCCUGCAUGUGAGCUCAAAGACAACUCUACAAUAUCGAAGUUUACCUCGCCCAUCAAAAUCCAGCGGCAGUGGGAUCCCUGGCAGGGGCGGCCACCGUUCCAGCACCAGCAGCAUCGACUCCAAUGUGAGCAGCAAGUCUGCAGGUGCUGCUGCCACCAAGCUGCGAGAGCCAAGCAAGAUUGGGUCUGGGCGGUCCAGCCCUGUCACCAUCAACCAGACAGACAAGGAAAAGGAGAAAGUGGCUGUGUCCGAUUCUGAAAGUGUCUCACUGUCCAGUUCUCCUAAAUCCAGCCCAACUUCGGCAAGCGCCUCUGGCACACCAGGACUUAGACAGCCAGGAUCCAAAUACCCGGAUAUUGCUUCCCCUACGUUUCGAAGGUUGUUUGGUGCCAAGGCAAGUGGUAAAGCUGCCUCUGCACCCAGUACUGAAGGUGUGAAACCCACAUCGGCAAUGCCCAGCCCUAGUACCACAUUGGCACGGCAAGGCAGCCUGGAAUCGCCAUCCUCGGGCACAGGCAGCAUGGGCAGUGCAGGUGGGCAAAGUGGUAGCAGCAGCCCCCUCUUCAGUAAACCUUCGGACUUAAAUGCAGAUGUUGUAAGCUUAAGUCACUCCUUGGCUUCCAGUCCUGCCUCAGUGCACUCUUUUACAUCAGGUGGUCUUGUGUGGGCUGCAAACCUGAGCAGCUCUUCAGCGGGCAGUAAGGAUACACCAAGUUACCAGUCCAUGACUAGCCUUCACACCAGUUCCGAGUCUAUUGACCUUCCUCUUAGCCAUCAUGGCUCUCUCUCUGGACUGACAACAAGCACUCAGGAGGUUCAGAGCCUGCUCAUGAGGACUGGAAGCGUCAGAUCUACUCUUUCGGAAAGAUAUACGCCAUCAUCCCGGCAGACAAGUCAGGAGGAAGGCAAGGAAUGGCUACGCUCCCAUUCAACUGGAGGCCUGCAAGACACUGGCAGUCAGUCCCCGCUUGUUUCUCCUUCAGCUAUGUCUUCAUCUGCAACUGGAAAAUAUCACUUUUCCAACCUUGUGAGUCCUACCAACCUGUCACAGUUCAACCUUCCUGGACCCAGUAUGAUGCGUUCAAACAGCAUCCCUGCACAAGACACUUCUUUUGAUUUAUAUGAUGACUCCCAACUGUGUGGCAGUGCUACGUCCUUAGAAGAGAGACCAAGAGCGAUUAGUCAUUCAGGUUCAUUCAGGGACAGCAUGGAAGAAGUACAUGGGUCCUCAUUAUCGCUUGUCUCCAGCACAUCCUCCCUCUACUCUACGGCAGAAGAAAAAGCACAUUCAGAGCAAAUUCAGAAACUGCGGAGAGAGUUGGUUGCAUCACAAGAGAAAGUUGCUACGCUUACUUCUCAACUUUCAGCAAAUGCUCAUCUAGUAGCAGCUUUUGAAAAAAGCUUGGGAAAUAUGACAGGGCGAUUGCAGAGUCUAACAAUGACAGCUGAACAAAAGGAGUCUGAGCUUAUAGAGCUGAGGGAAACCAUUGAAAUGCUGAAAGCCCAGAAUUCUGCUGCACAAGCUGCUAUUCAAGGAGCCUUGAACGGUCCUGAUCAUACCCACAAAGAUUUACGUAUAAGGCGGCAACAUUCUUCAGAAAGUGUUUCCAGUAUCAACAGUGCUACAAGUCAUUCAAGCAUUGGCAGUGGUAAUGACGUUGAUUCCAAGAAAAAGAAAAAGAAAAACUGGCUAAGAAGCUCUUUCAAACAGGCCUUUGGAAAGAAGAAGUCCACCAAACCUCCUUCCUCACAUUCGGACAUUGAAGAGCUGACAGACUCCUCCCUUCCUUCCUCACCUAAAUUGCCCCACAGCUCAGGAGAAUGUGGGGCAACGUCAAUGAAACCAUCCCAGUCAGCAUCUGCGAUCUGUGAGUGCACAGAGGCAGAGGCUGAAAUUAUUCUUCAGCUAAAAAGUGAGCUGAGGGAGAAGGAGCUAAAAUUAACGGAUAUUCGUCUUGAAGCCCUCAGCUCUGCACACCAUCUGGAUCAGAUUCGGGAAGCUAUGAACCGCAUGCAGAAUGAAAUUGAGGUAUUGAAAGCUGAAAAUGAUCGUUUAAAAGCAGAGACUGGAAAUACUGGAAAGCCUACCCGGCCAUCAUCGGGGUCAUCAAGCAGCACAUCAUCUUCUUCAUCACGGCAGUCACUAGGACUUUCUUUGAACAAUUUAAACAUCACAGAAUCUGUCACAUCAGAUAUUUUGUUGGAUGAUGUCACUGAUGGAACACUCAACAAAGAAGGUCACAGUGUGAAAAUUUUAGUCACUAUAAACAAGGGCUACAGUCGAGCCAAGGAUCAAAAACCACAUGCAUACCUAAUAGGAUCAAUUGGAGUCAGUGGGAAAACAAAAUGGGAUGUUUUAGAUGGUGUAAUCAGACGUCUCUUUAAGGAAUAUAUUUUCCGAGUGGAUCCAACUACUAGCCUGGGUUUAAACUCUGAUUGCAUUGCUAGCUAUUGUAUAGGGGAUGUAAUUAGAGCCCAUAGCCUAGAAGUGCCUGAACUGCUGCCUUGUGGAUAUCUGGUUGGAGAUAAUAACAUCAUCACUGUGAACCUGAAAGGAGUGGAAGAAAACAGUUUGGACAGUUUUGUGUUUGACACAUUAAUUCCUAAGCCAAUUACCCAACGGUACUUUAAUUUACUGAUGGAGCAUCGCAGAAUUAUUCUGUCGGGACCCAGUGGCACAGGAAAGACCUAUUUAGCUAACAGGAUGGCUGAAUAUGUUAUAACCAAAUCUGGCAGGAAAAAAACUGAGGAUGCAAUUGCAACUUUUAAUGUAGAUCACAAGUCAAGCAAGGAUCUGCGACAAUACCUAGCAAACCUAGCUGAGCAAUGCAGUGCAGACAACAAUGGUGCUGACCUUCCUGUCGUCAUAAUUCUUGAUAACCUCCACCACAUCGGUUCACUAAGUGACAUCUUCAAUGGUUUCCUCAACUGUAAAUAUAAUAAAUGUCCCUAUAUUAUUGGAACCAUGAACCAGGGAGUUUCUUCUUCACCAAAUCUGGAGCUGCAUCACAAUUUCAGGUGGGUGCUGUGUGCUAAUCACACAGAGCCUGUUAAAGGUUUCUUAGGCAGAUAUUUGAGAAGGAAACUGAUUGAAACUGAAAUAGAAAAGAACAUACGCAAUAAUGAGCUCAUGAAAAUCAUUGACUGGAUUCCCAAAACAUGGCAUCAUCUCAACAGCUUCCUAGAAACACACAGCUCUUCAGAUGUAACCAUUGGUCCCCGUCUCUUCCUCCCUUGCCCUAUGGAUGUUGAUGGCUCCAGAGUGUGGUUCACAGACCUGUGGAACUAUUCCCUGGUACCAUAUCUUCUGGAAGCUGUGAGAGAAGGACUUCAGAUGUACGGAAAGAGGGCACCCUGGGAGGACCCCUCCAAGUGGGUAGCUGAUACCUAUCCAUGGAGCUCUGCAUCUCAACAGCAUGAGUGGCCAUCACUACUUCAGUUAAGACCUGAAGAUGUUGGUUAUGAAGGUUAUGCAUCAGCAAAGGAAGGAACAACCUCUAAGCACGUUCCACAGACUGAUACAGAGGGGGAUCCCUUGAUGAGUAUGCUAAUGAGGCUUCAAGAGGCAGCCAACUAUUCGAGCGCACAAAGCUGUGACAGUGAUAGCACCAGCCACCAUGAUGACAUUUUGGAUUCAUCCCUCGAAUCAACUCUCUGAAAGGGACAAAUCUUAGUGGAGGAUUAUGGUAAAAUCUGUUUCCACAAGACCACUGCCAGUAUUAAAGCAGCACGCCGAGGUCCCUGAGUCAGAAUGGUGUGUUGUAGGUAGGCAGGAGACCUAACUCUGCAAAGUCAGGAAGAAAAAUUGAAGUGGAAAGCUUGAAUUAGUUUAAUUUCAAGGCAUUUUAAUACCUGUGGAGCCAAGCGAGACUCCAUUUGUCAACUGGAAAGUGCCCUAGACCAAGGGCAUCUAAGCAGAUUGCACACGUGUUAGCCAAACUGGAAUAUUUUUUUUUUCCCUUUUCCUGUUUCUCUCUCUCUGUCUCUGUUUCUCUGUACAAGUUUGCAGUGAAACUUCCUUUUUUUUUUUUUUUCUUUUAGUUUAUCCUGAGGCACUGCAUGAACAAUGCAGUCUUCUAAUUCUCUUGUAACCUCUGUUGUGCCACAUGGUGCUGGUCACAGGACGGCAGCGGUGUUUGUGUUAUACACUACUGCCCAUUCCAAAACGAGUCAAAGAUGAUAGUAACUCAGAAAGCACAAACAGUAUUGUGCAAUCACCAGAAAACAUGACUGUGAUAUGCUGGAUAAGUGCCAAUUUAAUUCUAACUGCCAUGGUCACGGUGAUGCGCUCCAUCAAGUUUUUAGUACACGAGUCACAGAUUUUAUAAAGUUGUUUUUACCACAAGGGUCUUUUUUAACCACCUGCCCACUCCUUAACAACAGUUUUAUACCAAUUAUUAACCAACACUGAUUAAAGGCUUUUUAGGGCUUCAUUUGUUUGAGCCUUUUCAGUGAAAGAAGGAACAUUUCUUAUGGUGCUGUCUCACUGCCUUAAAACAGAUUUCUAGAACAGUUUUACAGUUUGGUUUAAUUCCUAAACCAUCAGUAAUUUACACUGUUUUUUCUUCAUUUACUAAUGAGAAAACAUCAGUUAACAUAGUAGCCUCAUACCUGUAUAUCAUGAUUUUUUAAAGUAAUGGAUACGAGAAAGAACAGUUGCUAUAUAAUAUUUUUAUCUUGUGAAUAGAUUGCUCUGCCUACCCUCAGAAAUACACAAGGAACCCAAACCCACUUCUACUGCCACUUAAAUGCUGACAAAAUCAGCUCAAAUUCAUUUAGUCCCAUGGAAUGGAAUUUUUGAAGGAUAGAUGUUUUGAAUACUUAUCCAGCAGAGCUGGAUACACUUGAUGCAGCAUGAGCACAAAUAUAUGGUUUUUUUUUCCUUUUUCUAGUUUCAGCAUGUUGUUUUGAUUGCAAUUGUUGUACCUGAAGAAUUCAGCAUAAAAGAACACUGAAGCAGUGAUGUCCACUGUGGAAGAGGAAGAGUUUAUACUGUAAAAGUGGGUUGGUUUUGCACAGUCUACUGGGUGGGUAUUGUAAAUAUUGAGAAAACAAACAAACAAACAAACAAAAAAAAGCCUUGCACAAAUCAAAAACAAACAAAAAAUGUAUUUUAUUCUGUUGGUGUUAAGAAAUGUUUCACUUGCUGAGAUUUCCCAUAUAUUGCAAACAAAUACAAGAAUGCAAACCUUAAAAGCUGUUAUUACCUGGUGUGUUUGUCAUGUACUUACAAUUAUUAUGACUAUGCAGGAGCUAUCAUUGAUACAGUCAGCACGUUUCACUAUCUAUCUGAAGCAAAUACAUUUUGGGGGGGAAAAGUCUGAAAAUGUUUUAAGUCCAUAUGUCACGGCAGGCUACAAACAGAUUGCAUUCAGACUGCUCAGAGUAUUCAAAAAUGCUCUUUUACCAUAAGAGGCAUGAGGUUGAAAUAGGUGCACAUGAACAAGAAGGUACCUAAGGGCUUUGGCAUUGUGUAGACAUGUACUGUACACCUCCAUGGAUGUCACCUUCAGGAUGUGUAUCUGGUGCUAUUAACUCCUUGUGGCUGUCCUGUGGCCACUUGCUGUAACUCAAAGAAAUCAAUGCAGUUUCCAAAUGGCACUCAGCUGCAUCGCUGAAUCUAGAGGUCCCUACGCGGUGCUACUGCCCUAAUAAAACUGAAUUUAUGCAUGUAGGAUUCAGUCAAACCAACAUCAUGCCCCCCAAAUCUGGAUCCGUUUCUGAUGCAAAAUAUGACCUCAUACACCUUAACUGACUCAAAGAACUAAAACAAAGCUGCUCUUUCUUAUACCUGUGCUCUGAGUAAACCUGCUAAUCUUUUCCUGCCAUAUUUAGCUCACAAACACACAAUAUUACAUAUACAAAACUUCCUGCAAUACAUCUCAGUGAGUCCACCUAGUUUACAACUCAGAAAUUGUUUGUGAAGCAUUUGUCUGUACACAUUUUAUAUUUUGUACAUUUUUGAUGUAACAUAUCAUGUAAAUAGACAGAAACAGUGAAAUAAAUCAUCUGAAAAUUUUUGUAGUCUUUGUAAAACCCUAAUAAUAAGUAUUUGGUGUCAUCGGACUUAACUGGAUGAUGUAUUUUCUAUUGGUUUAUUGUUCCUCUAGCUUGUAAACCAGCUUGCGUAUAUUUUUUUGCAGGUGUGCACACUGUAUCUGUCUAAAUUAUUACUUUGCCAUUAAAGUGGAAUUAUUUAUUGAAAA
Messenger RNA from Myiozetetes cayanensis, 10021 nucleotides. It is a transcript of the gene NAV3, whose product is annotated as neuron navigator 3. Gene Ontology annotation, biological process: nervous system development; neurogenesis. NCBI's taxonomy places the organism in Eukaryota, Metazoa, Chordata, Aves, Passeriformes, Tyrannidae. Bases 613 to 7473 code for a protein of 2286 amino acids. The record is from RefSeq and is a predicted model, not a curated record. The transcript has 38 exons. Gene Ontology annotation, molecular function: ATP hydrolysis activity; protein binding; ATP binding.